Molecule: messenger RNA, 3390 nt
Organism: Acanthaster planci (crown-of-thorns starfish)
Lineage: Eukaryota; Metazoa; Echinodermata; Asteroidea; Valvatida; Acanthasteridae
Gene: nubp1
Product: nucleotide binding protein 1
Biological process (GO): iron-sulfur cluster assembly
Cellular component (GO): cytosol
Molecular function (GO): ATP binding; ATP-dependent FeS chaperone activity; 4 iron, 4 sulfur cluster binding
Source: RefSeq, a predicted model, not a curated record
CGACUCAUGAUCACUGGCAUGGUUAGUAAUAGCAAAGAUUAUAUAGCGCCGCGCAGCGCUGUACAAUCUUUGGUAAUAGUAGUGAUAAUGGCCGACGUACCUGAAAACGCUCCUGAACACUGCCCUGGAACACAGAGCGAAUCAGCCGGCAAAGUCUCGGCAUGCCAAGGCUGCCCAAAUCAGAACAUAUGUGCCAGUGGGCUGCCCAGGGCACCUGACCCUGCCAUUGAGGAGAUCCGUGAACGAAUGUCCUCGGUCAAACACAAGAUCCUCGUACUUUCAGGCAAAGGAGGGGUGGGCAAAAGCACCUUCACAGCUCACCUCGCUAGGGGUCUCGCUAGAGAUGAAAGUACUCAGGUAGCUGUUUUAGACAUUGACAUCUGUGGUCCAUCCAUCCCGAGGGUCAUGGGCUUGGAAGGGGAACAGGUUCACCAGAGUGGGUCAGGAUGGUCACCUGUGUACGUUGAAGACAACCUGAGUGUGAUGUCUGUUGGUUUCCUGUUGAGUAGCCCAGAUGAUGCUGUCAUUUGGAGAGGUCCAAAGAAAAAUGGUCUUAUCAAGCAGUUCUUGCGAGAUGUAGACUGGGGCGACACAGACUACCUCGUUGUAGACACUCCACCUGGGACGUCCGACGAACACCUGUCUAUUGUACAGUACCUCAGCUGCACCAAUGUGGAUGGUGCUGUGCUUGUUACGACACCGCAGGAGAUCUCUCUGAUGGACGUCCGCAAAGAAAUCAGUUUUUGCCGCAAGGUCAACCUGCCAAUCCUUGGCAUUGUUGAGAACAUGAGUGGCUUCGUCUGCCCCAAGUGCAAAAAUGAAUCACAAAUUUUCCCUCCAACAACUGGUGGAGCUGAGAAGAUGGCAGACGAUCUCAAGAUACCAUUCUUGGGCAAAGUUCCACUGGACCCAAGAAUAGGUAAAUCCUGUGAUGAGGGAACAUCUUUCUUCGAAGAGGUGCCUGACUCCCCAGCAACACAGUCUUACUUGUCAAUCAUCAGCAAGUUGAGGAACUACUGUCAUAAAGAAGGCCAGAUGGAACGUUCCAUGGACUGCUCAUAGCUGAGUGAAAAGUCAACUAGUUAAAGGGUAAUGUGUCCAACGCUCCACGUCACAAAAGCAGGCCUGGGUUAUUUAACAGACACAGCAGGAGCUGUGCUGAGGGCCUAGCAGGCCUGGGUUAUUUAACAGACACAGCAGGAGCUUUGCUGAGGGCCUAGCAGGCCUGGGUUAUUUAACAGACACAGCAGGAGCUGUGCUGAGGGCCUACAAUUAAUUUUAGGGGUUACAAAAAUGUCAUUAUGACAAACAGCAUACAGUUUUUAAAGGUUUGAUCUUUCAAUUUUGAUUCUUGGGAAAGUUUUAAACCAUAGUCACUGAUCAGAUCAACAUGAAAUGCAAUAUGCUUACCAGACCUAUAAAAUCGAUGUUGGUACCCCGGGCAGAGAAUAAGGCCCAGGGAACUCUGGUGCUUUAGGCCUACAUUUAUGGAACACGAAGGAUGGUGUACGCAACAGUGGAGAUUAAGCAAAUUUUUGGAAUGAUGGCGAGCACGAGAGCCCGGUAACCUGACCAAAUUUUGAACUUCUGUAUUUGACCCUACCAUACUGCCUUGACAACCACCAGGCAUGGCCAAAAUGAGUACACCACGGUGGAAACAUACCUCCAGGUUCUGUUCACCAGUGUUGACAGCAAUCACUUCGUACAGAUGUUGUGCCAACACCGUCAGUGGUGCUGGUGCCAAGUCUGUCAUUCAAACUGGUGCUAGUAACGGUGGCUCUAAUACUGGAAAGCGUCCAAGCUAGAAAAGAGGCUUUCUUCAAGUUUGGGUUUUACUGGUGUCUCAUCUGCUCAAUAUUGUAAUCCCAGGGGAAAAGUUAAGCCACGUAAAAACUGAACGUGUAGUCUGAAAAUGUGUGGUGUCGACAACUGUGCGUGUUAGAUUUAUGCAAUGGUUUUCCAAAUUUUGUGAAAAGGAGCCUCCAGCAAACAUCUGAGGGUAUUCUAUUUUUGACAACAAAUAUGCGGACAUGUACAUGACUCUUUGAAAUAGACGUUAUGCAUUGCUGGCGCCUCCAUGGUGUCUCAGAUGCUGGUUUGGUUAUUUUGAUUUAGUUACAACGAAUGCACAAAAGGUUCACUCGAACCUAUCCCAGUGAUAAAAAACUCUCGCCCUCCGAGGAUGCCUUCAUGCACAACCUCCACUGUCAGAAUGUAUGGCGAAUAAAUAGGGCAGUCCAGGUGGAAAGAGAUCACCGGAGGAGUGUUGAGCACUUGGUGCACUUUUCUAGUGACGGUUGUGAAAUUUUUAUGGUUAAUUUCAUUGUUACCCAACUUUGAAUUCCCUCAGGGAACUAAUGGCCAUAUUCACCACUCACCAAGAGUAUUUUUCCACAUUGUACUCGUACGGUAUUAUAUUGAUGUAAAAUGACACGAUACAUGUACCACGAAACAGUCCUUAGCAAAGUUGAACUUGACAUAUGCUGGCCCGUGAUGGUCAUUUGUCCAAGAUUUGUUGGACAUUUCUUCACUGUGCCAUCCCUUUUUCAAAUCUCCCAGACCUGGAGACUGUCAGGAGCGGUACAUGUAUUUGCUACAGUGCCCUUGAGGGCAACACAACAUGACCCAUGGACUAUGUACAUGUAUUUUGGAGCCUCGUUGUGUAAAAACUCAGUGGGAAUCAUCGAGCGUCAGGACGUGUCUAGAUGUCGCACGUGUAAGUGUCCUCCACAUCUCAAGAUGGUCUGGCGUGAGGUGGUUAACUCAAAAAAGCAGAUUUGAAGGCCAUGUAAAAGUAGAAAGUUCCUUUUAAUUCAGCCCAGGAGUAAAAAUAUGUGUUAUUGCACUGCAGUGAUUUACACAUAUUUAUGGCUCUAACAGGUGCAAAAUACUUUUGAUACAAAACAUUGUACAGUAAUUAAACCUUUGUGCAAAAACGGAAGAUUACGUAGUAAAAAGAUGAAAAUAAAGCCUAAAGGAAAAUUCUAUUCAUAUUUCUAGCUGCCACAUUCUAGGCUACAUCCCUUGUUAUACACAAAAUAUUGUUAAUAAGUUUCUAAAACAACAAAGAGGGAAACCGAUCAUGCCAGCACUGAGGUACAAAAGUAGUGUCGAAGUAACAACCUCACCUGCGCCCAAAUAAAGAAGAAAACUCUCAAUGAAAUUAACGAAUGACCUUGAAAUGGACAUUGCAUUAAAUAAGCUGUAGCGUGUAUUUGAAAUCUGUAAAAUUCAAGAAUCGGGUCAGGGAUGCCAGCCACGUUCUUGUCUAGAGCCUGAAAUUAGUCCAGUAUCUCAAGGGAAAAAAGCCUGAGAUAGGUUGUGGCCUGACGCUGGCAUCCCUGUUGGAUAAUUACAAAAAAUAAAGGUAACAGCAGUUGACAAAACACA